Messenger RNA from Saccharomyces mikatae IFO 1815, 375 nucleotides. RefSeq names its product Spl2p (gene SPL2). The record is from RefSeq and is a predicted model, not a curated record. The coding region runs from base 1 to 375 and encodes 124 amino acids. The transcript has a single exon. NCBI's taxonomy places the organism in Eukaryota, Fungi, Ascomycota, Saccharomycetes, Saccharomycetales, Saccharomycetaceae.
AUGAACGGAUAUCCACACAUUAGAAAAAUGGAAACACCAAUCUCACUACAAAAACAAAAACAAGAACAAGAACAUCAACAUCAGCACAGGAGAAGAAGACUCUCCGAGGAAAUCGUCUCCUUGCUGAGGCUCAAAGAGUUUAGAAGACUCAACCCAGUUCCGUACUAUGCUCCGCGUAGGGCAUCACAGCCACAAUCGGUCAGUGGGUCUACUUUCAAAGAAUAUAACGAGUACGUUGAUGAGAAGGAUUCAAAUAGAUGGCAACACAAGAGCGCGGUCUUGGCUUUAAACAAACUUGCGCACGAUUUCUGGGAGAAUGACUGUGUCAUUGACGAGGAUGCAUUCGAGGAAUCAUCCGACGAAGAGCAAUCCUGA